This is a messenger RNA of Helobdella robusta, 1089 nucleotides long. RefSeq lists its product as hypothetical. The transcript has 2 exons. The record is from RefSeq and is a predicted model, not a curated record. Bases 1 to 1089 code for a protein of 362 amino acids. NCBI's taxonomy places the organism in Eukaryota, Metazoa, Annelida, Clitellata, Rhynchobdellida, Glossiphoniidae.
AUGGAAAUUAAAGAAAUAUUGUACAAGCAAGAGUUGUACAUAGCGAAACUAUUAGAAAUGGCGUCGAGACCGGUCAAAAUAAACGAGCUCCUUUAUUUUGUUAAUAAUAAUUUAAGUUUAAUAGAGGAAGAAUCAUUUAUUAAUAAUACUAGUGAAUUUUAUACUAGUGACGAUAUCGUUUUAGCAAUUAAAACGUUAAAAUGUGAAAUAGACUCACUAAAGCUAGAUAAAAUGAAAAAAUUUCCCUCGCGCGGGAAUUCAAAACGUGAAAAACUUCUGGAAUGCUUGUCUUCAUUCAGUUAUAUUAAAAAUAACAAUUUGUUGGAUAGAAUAGCGUUGUUUGGCAGUUCUGAUAUAAAUAAAAUACCAAACACGGAAAACUGGCUGAAAAUAAAUUUCGACUUCGUUAACAAACAAAUAAAAGAAAUGUUGUUCGCUCAACAAGCUGAGAUUAAUAAAAUGUUUUUGUCUUAUACUACCGAGUUGGAUAAUGUGAAAAAUAAACUUAACUCUCUUGUUGCAAACUAUGUUGGCAAAAAAGUAAACGUUGACUCAGUAAUCUCUAACAAUGUAAAUAACACGUUGCCACCAACUAACCAAAAUGCGCCAGGAAUUUUGUGGGCGGACUUCGUGUCAUCACCCACACUGGACGAAGCGUUCACGUUGGUGAAGCGGCACAACAAACGUCUACGUUUGAAUGUCUCAUUGGAGGUCAACAACAACGGCGAAACCACUUCAAACAACAACAACGGCGAAACCACUUCAAACAACAACAACGAAAACACGGCAAACAUCAAGACAGCUAAAAAACCAACAAAAGUUAUUGGCAAAAAAGUUAUUGAAGAUUGUAAAUUGAGGGCAGACAAAAAUUUAAUUAAAAAAUCUGUGUUCUCAAUGAACAACAUUAAAAUAUCGUUGGAUAAAAAUUUUGACAAAGAUGACCAGAAAUCAACAAUGUUCAGAGUCCGCAUCGAUAGCUCAGAUGUCGGUAAGAUGAAGGAUCCUGGCAUUAUGUUGAAAAACAUUAUUGUGCGCGAAUGGCGCUUCAAUCAGACGAAACCUGAUGCUAAUACUCUGAAUGGAAAGUAA